Molecule: messenger RNA, 3321 nt
Organism: Filobasidium floriforme
Lineage: Eukaryota; Fungi; Basidiomycota; Tremellomycetes; Filobasidiales; Filobasidiaceae
Exons: 4
Coding region: 1-3321 (1106 amino acids)
Source: RefSeq, a predicted model, not a curated record
AUGCCACCUCCUCGGGAAUGUCGGUGUCGGGAAUGCUCCAAGUGGGAACUCGGCUUUCGUAUCAUCUCCUAUACCUCCUGGAGGCGACACAACUCGGGGGUCGCAGUACAGCAGCGAUUCGAGCUUCAACAUCAGCCGUUCCAGGAGAUUGAGCUAAACCAAGAGCCGAUCGGUUCCAGGUCUCCCGCCAGCAUAUCCCCAGAGCCUCUCUUCGCCGACGAAAACUUUGACUACGAUUUUGACCCAGACUCAGCGAGUGAGAUCGAGCCUGCGGAAUGGGACGCAGCCCUUUCAGACCAGCAUUCAGACCAUGACGGAGAACAAGCUGAACGGCUGGAAGAUCCAUUCGAUCUCGAUGAGGACGAAGGUAACGACGACGCUAACCAAGACGUCGAGCAAGUAGAUGGUCAUCGUGUGGUUCGUGUCGAGAGUUUAAGGAAACACCACGACCUCACUCCUGCGACCCGGUCCGCCUACAUCACGAUAGCAUACGCCAAAAUGUCUGGGACACCCGACCGGCAGGCCGAUCAACUGCUUGAACAGCUAACCGCCACGGCUCAGAUCGCUGUCGAAGCACGAGGAGGCGAACCGGAACCGGCCGGGCCAGACGAUCUCGUAGACUACCUCGGUUCCGACAGUCGUACCACAAACAAUUGGCGAACAGCAAUGUCAAGGCUCGGCGUCAUUGGCGACAACUACAUCAAACGUUACAUUUGUUGUCCUGACUGUUGGUGGCUCACGUCCUACGACCGGCUUAAUGAUCUGGAUAGCGCUCGAUGCGGUGCUCCUCUUAGCGAUGCUCAGACGUGCGAGGGUUCAAUCUAUUCCACCAUCAACAAGGCUAAAACUCCGAUAAAGGUCGCACCCUACGUACCGCUCUCUACGUGGCUCGCUCUCUACAUGCAAGAUGCAGAAUUCGUACGAAACCUGCAGCAUUGGCGCGACGAGUCUCUCGGUGAUUGGCAGCCCGACGUUCUGGAUAUCAACGAUCCCGUCGUGCAUCCAGAUGAAGUCAUGCGCGGUAUUUCGGACGGCUCGGCGUGGAGAUCAUUCGCUGGCAAUGUCUUGCGGUCGGUCUACGGCGACAACACUGUCCGGGACGAGCAGGUGGAAGACAAUCCAGAUCCUCUGUUCCGUCAUACAUAUCUGGCGUACGGUCUCCACAUCAUCUUGAACGUCGACUGGUUUCGAGUCAAAAACAUGCCUGGAUACUCGGUAGGCGCUGUAUAUGCCUCCAUCGCCAACCUCCCCCGCCAUAUGAUGUUCCGCAAAAAGUGGACGGCGUUGUUGUGCGUAAUACCAGGCCCUGAGGAACCUUCUCUGACGUUCUUGAACAGAAUCCUCGAGCCCAUUGUCCGAGAUUUUCGACACUGCGAGGAAGGGCUGUACAUCCCUACGCAUCCGAUUGGCAAGACCGCUAUGGGACGGGGCGAAGAUCUCGAGUUGGUGAGCGCUCGUCUCUUACUUACGGCCUGUGACCUCCCCGCUACAAAGAAAGUGAUCGGUGCCGUCAGCCAUGCCCACGGCAAGCAUCCCUGUCAUCACUGCGGGAUUCCGCUGGUCGACGUCAAUACCGCACGAGGAUACGAUUGGCGUCACUUGCCGGCAAAGGAAGUCAACCCGGAGGCCUUGCUACAGCAAUCUUUCCACCACGAGGACGCCGAGUCUGGACGUACUGCGAAAGCGAUCGAAGACAGAUUCGGCGUUCGAUUUUCUAUCCUAAACACUCUGACCGGGAUGGCACACUCCAAAACGGCGCCAGUGGAUCACCUUCACAAUUUAUACCUGGGAUUGGUGAAGUCGUUCGUCAACACUCUAUGUGAUAACGACAUGUUUGAAGGGGAGCUCGAGGGCGUCUCUCGAAUGGACUUGUUCGCCCAGGUUUUUAACAAGGCCCAGUAUCCGGGACAUCUAGGCCGUCUUCCCUCGAAUGUUACUAGACAGGUAUUCGCUGGACGUGCAGCUGGAUUGAAGGCCGACCAAUGGAAGCGAAUCUCACAACUACUCGUCCUGGCGCUGUCGAUCGCGUGGCGAAAGGAGGACUCCGAUGGCAUAGACGACGUCGACCUCGAUCCUGAGGUCAAGGCCGAAGACGGUCAACGAGAAGACACGCCAGGUUUUGAGAUCCAGCGUGGACCAGCUGGCCGACCUCGCAAAAAGAAGAAGCAGAGGAGAUCUAGGGAAGGCGAGGACGAUGUUCCUUUCAGACGCAACAGAGCGCUCUGGUACGCUGCUGCAGUUUCGCUCUGCAGCGGAAUCCGGGUGCUGGAUUCUCAUUUUAUCAGCCUCUCGGAUGCACAAGAUGCGACGGAGGACUUAGCGAUUUGCGCUCGAACGGUGCUUUGCCUUGGCGGAAAGUUGACGAUCAACUGGCAUAACGCCAUGCAUUACGCGGACCACGUCAAGCUUUACGGACCGAUCUCAGGAUUCGCAUGUUUCGCAUUCGAGAGGAAUAACGGCAGCCUAGCCAACGUCAACCACAAUACCAAGGAACGCGAUAUACCCACCACCCUGUUGAGAGCAUGGAUCAGGGAGGCAUGUCUCGCCGCUCUACUCCACAACCCCGCUCCGGAUAUCACUCCCACCGAAAGGCGAGCGAUCGAGAGGUUGUUGGCAGAUAAAGAGAAGGCACGUGGGACAGUCAUGCUCGCCGAAGUCCGAGAAGCCAACCGCACUGCACGACUUCCACCCCCUGUCAAAGUAGGCGUGGACUUGCGCGUUCACGAUCAAGCAUACGCGGCCCUGCUGCGGUACGUGACGUUGGCUCACCCCGAAUAUCGAUUCGUCGGGAACCUCGCAAUGCUAGACAGGAGACCUUAUCUGCCCGCAAGCUCGGAGCGUUACAGCCUCCACACUCAUGUGGUGUUCCACGGCUUCAAAUUCUGCUCUGCACUAUACAACCGCAGUGUACGAGAUCAAUUCGCACUGGCAACGGUAACGGAGGGUACCAGAGAUCUCGUUCGCCUACGCCUGUUCCUAACAGCCACCCUCGUCGUGCGGGACAUGCCUCAGCUGGACCUCGAAUUGGUCUUAGUGGAUGUCUAUCGACCAGCCGGACCGGACUCAUAUCCAUGGAGCUAUAGGAACAUCGACCUUGGUUACAAGGUCUAUCACCAGGAAGCUCUUCCCGAGGCCCGGUUCAUCCCCAUAUCUGCACUGAGUGCAUCGGUCAUCACCUCAAAAUCUGUCAGCUGCGCAGAUGGGAACGUCAUCGUCGCCGUAUCCUGUGAUCGGGACGGCGAGGAGCCAGAGUUCUGGCUCGAAUCGGAUGGGCCUCAGGACGACGCGGCUGCGAUUGGCGAUCAUGAGAAUCUAGCCUGA